Nerophis lumbriciformis (worm pipefish) is the source of this 1145-nucleotide messenger RNA. It is a transcript of the gene ptges, whose product is annotated as prostaglandin E synthase. Gene Ontology annotation, cellular component: membrane. The record is from RefSeq and is a predicted model, not a curated record. Gene Ontology annotation, biological process: prostaglandin biosynthetic process. NCBI's taxonomy places the organism in Eukaryota, Metazoa, Chordata, Actinopteri, Syngnathiformes, Syngnathidae. Gene Ontology annotation, molecular function: prostaglandin-E synthase activity.
UCUCUGACUUUUGGACAGCGGCAGUCACAAUGAUCAGGAAUGACGUUUUCUCCUGCUUUGUUUUCUACGCGGUGCUGCUGGUGUUGAAGAUGUACGCCAUGGCCGUCAUCACGGGACAAGUGCGGCUGCGGAAGAAGGCUUUCGCUAACCCGGAGGACGCACUGAGACACGGAGGACUGCAGUUUCACAGGCUGGAUCCCGACGUGGAAAGGUGCCGCAGAGCUCAUCGCAACGACAUGGAGAACAUCCUUCCCUUCCUCUUCCUGGGCGCCGUCUACUCCAUGACGGGCCCCUCGCUGGCCGUGGCGCGCCUCCACUUCCUGGCCUUCUUGGGGGGCCGGGCGCUGCACAGCGUGGCCUACCUGGGGGCCCUGCCGGCGCCCACCCGCUCGCUGGCCUACGUGGCGGCGCAGGUGCCGUGUGUAUCCAUGGCGCUGCAGAUCCUUGCGGCGGUGGCGCCCUACGCCUAGGACCCGAGCAGUCACCUUUGCCCCCCCCCCCCACACACACACUGAAGAGGAGUACAAUAUGUUUACCAGACAUGAAGUUUUGCGUGGAGAGGACGCAAGCGAAAUGAAGGAAGACCCUGCUGACACGGACAGAGAAGGUUCGCUCAUUUCACAGUAAUUUAUUCUUUCAUUUUUAUUUGGGACUCCACAAUAAAAAGCUGACUUUUUAAGUUGUGUGGUGUCAUGAUGUGCUGCCCGCCAGGGGCCCCUCUUAAAGCAUUCCUGCAGCUCUUAUGUAAGCGUCUGUUCUCUGUCAUAACCCGAGGGGGCCCAGGCAGCGGCAAGGAGGGGCGCUCACAUCACCGCACUGCUAUGUUGCCUUUAAUCACCUCGGGCCUCAGGCUAAUGUUAUUUCACUAGCAUCCGCUGAUCUUCCCCGCCGGGGACCGUGACUCAAGACCGCGGCAUUUUGGGGGUUUGAAGGAGUUUUCCCCGGCGGACAAAAGAAAGGGAAAACGCGUGGGAGGAUUCGGGGAAAGACGUGGACUCAUGUCGUCACGAAGCUCCGGUUCAACAUUCAGGAGCUUAACGAGGGCAAAGGGGCGGAGUCACAGCUUUGGCACGGGCGCACACGCACGUGUAUUGUUUUGGAAUGAAGCAGUGCGGCCCGUAGCUCAUUGUUAAUAUGCUAAUAUU